CCAGUCAGAGGUGCAGCAGAAAAUGGAUGAGCCUCCACAAGAGGCUCCAAAUGGAUCCCAGAACCAUGAAGACACAGACCAAUCCCCAAAUAACCAGAAGAACUACAUAGAAGGAGGAGAAGGCCAAGCUCCUCACAAAGGUUCUGAACACCAUGGGGUUGGAUCAUCUGAGCAAACCAGUGACAAGGCAUCCAACCAAGCUGCUAAUGAAGGGUCUCAAGAGACUGACCAAAGAACUUCUGAAGAGGCUUCUCAGCCGUCUGAGUACAGAGCAUCUCAGCUUGUUGACCGAAGGUCAUCUGAUCAUACUGAGAGAAAAACUUUGGAGUCACCUAAUCAGCAAUUGCCAAGCCUACUUGAGGGAAAAGCCUCUGAGAAGCUAGAUGACCGAGUGUCUUUGCUUUCUGGUGAGAAAGCUUCUGAGCAGACUGACCAAGGAACUUUGGAGCAUAGUGACCAGACCUCAUCAGACCAAGCUGAAUAUGGAAAGGGUCAACGCCUAGUCUACAAUGAAGCUGAUUUCCUGCCUGAAGAUUACACUGAUCAACAUAUGUUUAGUGAGGAUGAGGAAAUGGACUAUGGUAGUGUGAGCCAUAAAACAGAAAAACAGGCUGACUACCGCUCAUACUACAAAACACUUGCCCAGACUAAGAACCGAUCAUUAUCUGAAAUUGAUGACAACAAAGAGGUCAAAGAAGCUGACUUCAAAAUACAGCCUUGCACGUUUGAAGAUAGCCAAGCAGACCUCAGAUCCAAGGUCUCAACUGCCGGAGAAACAGAAAGUGCAACCACUAUCCAAGCUUACAACCCGCCUGAUGCUGAAUUCACCAGCGAUUCUCAGUUCUCAUACGAAAAACUGCCCUCCAUCACAACCAAAGUGUACUAUUCCUCCAGCCAAGACAAAUUUCAAACCACAGAAGUCACUACUGAUAUUGUUACAGAAUUUGAACAAAGAAAGAGUUCUCAGAGACACAAUCAAUCUUAUAGGAGGCGGUUUCCUCCCAUCGUUUUUGAAGACCCUUAUCACGUGGCACUCCGCUACAUGGAAAAGCACAACAUUCUUCAGAUAUUCCAGCAGAUCACUGAGAACCUAGUCUACGAAAAGCCAGAUGAUCCCCUGGAUUUCAUGCUAAGCCAGGUACAGGAGAUGAUCAGAUACAGAGAUCAGCAGGGGAACCUCUGA
This is a messenger RNA of Phodopus roborovskii (desert hamster), 1183 nucleotides long. RefSeq names its product testis expressed 55 (gene Tex55). NCBI's taxonomy places the organism in Eukaryota, Metazoa, Chordata, Mammalia, Rodentia, Cricetidae. Gene Ontology annotation, cellular component: nucleus. The record is from RefSeq and is a predicted model, not a curated record. The transcript has 4 exons. Bases 23 to 1183 code for a protein of 386 amino acids.